AUGAAGCUGAAGGCUGUGCUGGGGGACAUGAGUCAGUGGGGGGAGGAUGACUUCGCCCGCAACUGCACCUACAUCGUCCACGACCAGGUGUCAGACCCCAGCUUUGGGGUCCCCCGUGCCAUGACCUCCAUCCCUCGCAAUCUGACCUUCGAGUAUGGCCCCGACAACGAGGUGACAGGUGUUUUCAGUAAAGAAUACAUUCCCCAGGGUACCCGUUUUGGCCCACUCCAAGGUGAUAUCUACACCAAAGAAAACGUCCCCAAGCACGCUAACAGGAAGUACUUCUGGAGGAUCUACUGUGGUGGACAGCUGCACCACUUUGUUGACGGCUAUGACGUGCACCGAAGCAACUGGAUGCGUUACGUCAACCCGGCACGCUCGCUGUCGGACCAGAACCUUGUGGCGUGCCAGAACGGCCGGGACGUCUUCUUCUACACCAUCCGGCCCGUGGAGCCGCAGCAGGAGCUGCUGGUGUGGUACAGCCCAGAGUUCUCCGAGCGUCUGCGGAGUUCUCCGCCGGGGGAUGGCCAGCAGCACCCACAGAAACAUGUGAGUACAGACCUUAGAGAGCAGAAUAUCCACAGACAUCACCUACCUCACUGGGCCAUGCGCCCUGAACAAGACCAAAGGAGCGAGGAGGAGGGGAGGAGGGAGGAGAAGGGGGUGGAGGAGGAAGAGGAGGAGAGAAUAGACGUGGAGGUGGUGGAGAGAGACACUCCGCCCGACACUCCCGAUGACCAAAUCAUGGACUGCAGCAAGAGGGUGCGCAAAGACCCGCCCUCAACCCCAUCGCUCUGCUCCAACCCCAGAGAGCCCACCCCGCCCGCCAACCCCUACACCUGCCCUGGGGGCCUCCCGGAUACCCCUUCACCCCACCGGGACGUCCCACUCCACCUGCACGGUCUGUACGGCCAUGGGGAGGGCUUGGUGUCCUACCCGCUUUACCCUCCCUCUGGACACCUGCAGCCCCCCUACCAGUUCCUCCCCCCCUACAGCCCCCACUACCACUGCCUCUUCUUGCCCCAGUACUCCCCACCCUUGCGAGGUGUGCUGCCGUCCAGAGGCAAUGCAGGGUACAGCAGCUACCUGGGCAGCGAUGGCUUGCCCUUCCCUAUACCGACCCAGCCAGGCUUGCUCCCAGCCUCCAUGCCCUACCCUGCCCCAUGCCAGGGCGGGCUGAAGGAAAGACCCCCCAACACCUCCCCACCCCAGGGAGCUCCCGCCACCCCUGAACUCUCACCCUUGCCCAAAGCACCGCACUCACCCCAGCAGUCCCCGAUGCAGCCCACCCCUGGGCGAGACGAAGCCAUCAACCUCAGCAUGACCACGCCAAAGAAGAGCCCCACGGCCCCGUCGGUCCCAGGGUACAAGUCUCUGCCCUACCCGCUGAAAAAACAAAAUGGCAAGAUCAAGUAUGAGUGCAAUGUCUGCCUGAAGACCUUCGGACAGCUCUCCAACCUCAAGGUACACUUGCGGGUUCACAGUGGUGAGAGACCCUUUCAGUGUCACCUCUGUAAGAAGAGCUUCACCCAGCUAGCCCACCUACAGAAACAUCACUUGGUCCACACAGGGGAGAAACCACACGAAUGCCAGGUGUGUCACAAGCGGUUCAGCAGCACCAGCAACCUGAAGACUCACCUGAGGCUGCACUCAGGAGAGAAGCCCUACCAGUGCAAGCUCUGCAGCACCAAGUUCACCCAGUACAUCCACCUGAAGCUGCACCGGCGCCUGCACGCCGCCCGGGAGCGGCCCUACAAGUGCCAGCUGUGCGCCCGCGCCUUUGCCCACCGCUUCUCGCUGCGCCUCCACCAGCGCAGCUGCUGCCCCGCCUCCCCCCAGCCGGGCCACGCCUCCCCCGCCAACCUGCGGCGUACUGCCGAGCUCGUCGAGCGCUUCGAUGCCAGCGCCGAGGCUGAUGCCCUGCCAGAGAGUGCCGGCCCCGCGCAGGUGGACGCCGCCAUGAAGUGCUGGAUCUCUGGGAGCCUGGAGGACAAGGAGGACCAGGAGGAGGGCGUGGCUCUAAAAACAGAGAAGCCCGUCCCGAGCCCGCCCUCCGCCUGCCAGCAGCGGGCCAGCGUGGUGCACCUGCACGGCCAGCCCCUGGUGAAGACCGAGGCGCAGUGAGGAGGGAGGGUGGGGCUGGGAUGGCAAGAACACCAGGAGACUGUACAUGGCUGGAGAGCAGCCACCGUCUGUCUGGGUCACAAAGAGAGGUCGCUCAGCAAGCAAGCAAUCACCAAAAGCAUGUCAUUUUUCAUUGUCAUCCAAGGGGAAAAGUGAAACAAAGCCAAGGGUAUUGAGAACAGAAAAAGACCCUGCCGAAGACUUGCCUCUCUGCUGAACUGUUUGAGUAGGUCCUGUAGGCUGCAGCUCCAAACUAUUAUCUGAUUUCUCAGCAGAACAUUGUUUUGAUAUAGAACUGCAUAUCCCCAAGUAGUUCAGUCUGUAUUAAUUUAUUGACAAACUCUUUCUGGUAUUUUGAGAGGUGUGCUUUAUUUUUACUUUAUGUGUGGGGCUGAGUGCCUGUCCUUGAGAAUCUAUUUGUGUGUGUGUGUGUGUGUGUGUGUGUGUGUGUGUGCUUGUCUCUCCCUCCGAGGCAAGAGGGAGCCUCUCAGGACAAGGAAGCGGGUUUUGAUUCCUCUUCUAGGCGUCUGCUGACAGGAGACUGUUUUUUUCUCUCUCAGGUGUGUUGCUGUACUUCCUCAAACCUGCCUCUCCCAGAGACAGUGCAGACUUUAUCCUGGGUUUUUGUGUGUGUGCAUAUGUAUGUGUAUAUGUCUAUGUGUGUCUGUGACUGUCAGAUUGUGCAGGGUAUGUAACUGCAUUUGUAUUUCUUGAAAGAGGAAGGCCUCGGGCAGUGUUUAUUUUGGAGUAGAGAGAGGGCAUUUUGGGGAAAGUUUACAUCUCUGUCUAUAUGGUGUUCCUGUUCCACAAACAGACAGUUGUUUUGUCAUUCAUUGUUUUUUAAUGUUUUUUGUGUAAAAAACAUUAGAUGAAGACCAAAAGAUCAGCGGUUUUGUAACCACGAGUCUGUACUGGAAAAGCACUUGCCAAAAAGAGAAACGAGACAACAAACAAGCACAAAAAGUUUUGUUACUAGAACUUAGCAGAUUCCAGGAAGUAACUUGUCAUACCUUUAGUGUGAUGGCACACCUAGUAACCUCAAUAACCUUCCAGAAACCUGCCUGAGCACGAGUAACUGGCUAAUGCCUGUCACACUUAUAUGGACCCUUUCAAUAGAAUGCUAAUGAGCCACACAGCUGUCAGGGGUGGACCAUGGCCUCUCUGCAGAGC
Molecule: messenger RNA, 3294 nt
Organism: Megalops cyprinoides (Indo-Pacific tarpon)
Lineage: Eukaryota; Metazoa; Chordata; Actinopteri; Elopiformes; Megalopidae
Gene: prdm1b
Product: PR domain containing 1b, with ZNF domain
Exons: 6
Coding region: 1-2124 (707 amino acids)
Biological process (GO): cell fate commitment; regulation of transcription by RNA polymerase II
Cellular component (GO): cytoplasm; nucleus
Molecular function (GO): RNA polymerase II cis-regulatory region sequence-specific DNA binding; histone deacetylase binding; DNA-binding transcription repressor activity, RNA polymerase II-specific
Source: RefSeq, a predicted model, not a curated record